Phalaenopsis equestris is the source of this 1730-nucleotide messenger RNA. RefSeq names its product probable galactinol--sucrose galactosyltransferase 6. The record is from RefSeq and is a predicted model, not a curated record. NCBI's taxonomy places the organism in Eukaryota, Viridiplantae, Streptophyta, Magnoliopsida, Asparagales, Orchidaceae.
UGAUGCUCCUGGUAAACACAACUUUGAGCUCCUGAAAAAAUUGGUCCUGCCUGAUGGAUCCAUCCUUCGUGCCCGUCUGCCCGGCCGUCCCACAUUGGACUGCCUCUUCACCGACCCCGCUCGUGACAACGUAACACUCCUGAAGAUCUGGAAUAUGAACAAGUUCACCGGUGUGCUCGGGAUCUACAACUGCCAAGGCGCGGCCUGGAGCUCUACCGAGAAGAAGAACACAUUCCACUCCACAAACUCGAUGACGCUGACCUCCAUCAUCCAGGGAAGCGACAUCCACCUUAUUUCCGAGGCUGCAGUAGAUGCAAACUGGAAUGGCGAUUCCGUUGUCUACCGUCAUACCACGGGCGAGCUUAUUCUACUACUGCAGAACGCAUCUCUGUCUCUUUCUCUCAAUGUUCUCGAGCAUGAAAUAUUCACUGUCUCUCCAAUCCGGGUUAUGGCGCCUGGAUUCAGGUUUGCUCCUCUUGGUUUGUUGGACAUGUUCAAUGCUGGUGGUGCAGUAGAUGGGCUAAAAUAUGAAGUUUUGGGUGGUGGUGCUAAGUCGUUGGAGUUGGAGGUGGAUUCCAGGCUUAUGGAUCAGCUAAAUGAUGCUUUUAUUCAGAAAGAAAGUAGGAACUAUGUUAUAGGGAGAGUUUGGAUGGAAGUGAAGGGCUGUGGAAAACUGGGAGCUUACUCUUCAGUCGAGCCUAAGAAAUGCUCACUAGGCGGCGAACUCGUCGACUUCGCCUACGAUGCUACGACUGGUCUCAUAACAUUGGAUUUAGAGAGCAUGCCUGUAGGAGAUAAGAAUUUUCAUUCUGUGGUGGUCGAGUUAUAGAUCACUAAAGAUGUUUCUACGAAAAAAAGCUUCUCUUUUGAAGGUCAUCGCCGUGACUCUUGAGUUUAAUUUUCGCCCGCACUUUUGGCUAUGCUAAAAGAAAAAUAUGGAGAUGCCAUGGGUGAAUAGAUUUUUGGAGUUUUGUGCGCUUAAGUGAGGUUGUUAUGGUAUGCCAUUGAUGCUGAAAAUGCAGGAGGUGUCGGAAUGCCGAAGAAUAUUAGCAUUGAUUGGUUGAUUCAAUGAUUUGGGGUUGCUUAUUUACAUAUUUUGAUAUUUCAAUUUUCUCCCUUCUAUUUGGCAGAUUUAGUUGAAGUUUGAUGGAAGAUUGGUAAAGUGGAAGAAUAGGGCAUCAAUUUGGAUUGAAGUUUUACAUCUGUUCAAUUGUUACAAUAUGUAGGCGGAGGGUUACAAAGAGGCUCAUUUUCAUCACAAUGUUUAAAUUAUAGAUGAUGUAUGAAGAAUGUGUGGUUACAAGCUUUUUACUAUACAAGAGCUUUUUACUAUAAAAGAUCUCCUCUCUCUCAAUAUGGUGAUAGAGCUACUGGGUGGAUGGUGGACAACAAUGAACAUAAGAUUCGAUCGAUAAUGUUGUUAUUAUUGAUGUUGGAGAACGAGCACCCUUACUGGACGAGUAAUGGUGAAAUUUAGCAUCGUUCGAUGGUCGGAGAUGUUGAUUGUUGGUUGUCCUUGAAAUUUAGGCAUUAGAAGGUGGUUGAUGUUGUUGUGUCUAAUAGCAUGGAAGAUUGCAUGCAUGAUUGGUGUUGAUGUUUAUUGUGAUUGACAUUGAGCAUUAAUAUUAUUUUGUAAUUGUCAUAGGGCGACGACAAAUAAAGCCCUUUAAUUGUCUAAGAAUUCUUAGGUUGAUUACAUAUAUAGUGGACAUUUUUCACGUAUUCAUAUA